GUGGUGGUGUACCACCAACCUGGACCUCGGCUCUUGGGGUAUGUAGAGGCUGGGAACCGACUCCCUCUCGAACUCUUCUUGCUAAGUUUGUACUCCUAAGACUAUAGUGGCUGCUGUACCUCCUACCAGUCAAACCGCCAUAGCGUCGUCAAAUCUUCAUGGAAUUUUAUGAUUUAACUUGCUGCUGAUAGGCGACAGCAACGUGCUUCAGAUCCAAUUUACAGAUCACCGUUUGAGGAACAUAUUAGAUCGCCAUCAAGUUUUGAAGCUGUCUGACCGAAUUCUGACUGUCCUGAAUAUCUCUCAUUUUAGGCACAUCUGAGCCUAUUGUGAUUAUAACAAGUGGUAUCAGAGCCCCUUGGAGCCGUCUCGACCAUGCCUAGGCCUGAGGAAGGGGGUGGCAGAGGUGUUGGAGGCAGAGAAGACGCCCAAGCACAAGGUCAACACCAAGAUCCACCCGCUGCUCCGGUGCAACCUAGCCUUGGACCCUCUAGGGAUGAGCCUAGAGUGUUUGGCCUUGACAAGUUCAACGGUGACAACUUUGCUGAGUGGUCCUUCAAGAUGGAGAAUAUCUUUGACCACUAUGAUCUGCUGGAGGUGAUGGAAGGAACGGAGAAGCGCCCCGAGAACGACCCGGAGAAGAGCCCGUGGAUCUGCCCCGUCUCUCACUCGAAGAUGUGAAGCGGGAAAUCUUACAAGAAGAUUUCCGCCAUCGCGAAUUGGCGGGUCCCGAUGGUGCCGGAGUUGCAAGCAUGGGCCGUGGGCACGGCCGUGGAAGAGGCAGAGGGCGAGGAGGAAGAUUUGGCAGCAGUAACUU
Messenger RNA from Closterium sp. NIES-67, 817 nucleotides. The record is from the annotation of a GenBank genome assembly. Lineage: Eukaryota; Viridiplantae; Streptophyta; Zygnematophyceae; Desmidiales; Closteriaceae.